AUGGUAUCUGUUAGCCAUAGAGCCGUAAGCCCAAAUAACACGCUACAAAACAACUAUAUUAUAUUAAUCGAUAAAAUAGAUAUUCUGAAUAUAAUGUUUUCUGAUAAAGUUGUUAUUGUAACUGGCGCAAGCUCCGGCAUCGGAGCCGAAACUGCCGUGGAGUUUUCUAAGCUAGGAGCCAAUGUCGUAAUAACGGGACGGAAUAAAUCAAAAUUAGACAGUGUUACAAAGUUGUGUGAAGAGAGUUCCCCGAAAAAAUUAAAGCCCGUACUUGUCAUCGCCGAUAUGAACAUCGAAAAUGAUAUUGAAAGCGUAAUGAAAACAACUAUAGAUAAUUUUGGAAAGUUGGAUGUAUUGGUUAAUAAUGCGGGCGUUUUAGAAGCUGGAACAAUAGAAACUACUUCUUUGGAACAAUAUGACAGAGUCAUGAAUACAAAUGUUCGUGGUCCGUAUUACUUAACAAUGCUGGCUACCCCUCACCUCAUUAAGAGUAAGGGGAAUAUCGUCAAUGUUUCAAGCGUCACCGGAAUGAGAUCUUUUCCCAACGUACUAGCUUAUUGUAUGUCAAAAUCUGCUCUCGAUCAGUUCACUAGAUGCGUUGCACUUGAACUGGCACUAAAGGGUGUUAGAGUUAAUGCCGUCAACCCUGGCGUAAUAACGACAGGUUUGCAUAAGAAAGGUGGAAUGAACGAUGAACAAUAUGAAGAAUUUCUAAAGAAAUGUGCUGAAACUCACGCUAUAGGUCGAGCAGGUAACGCAAGUGAAGUAUCAGCGGUUAUAGCAUUUCUAGCUAGUGACGCAGCCAGUAAUAUUACAGGAGCAACGCUACCUGUUGAUGGAGGUCGUCAUGCCAUGUGUCCCCGA
Brenthis ino (lesser marbled fritillary) is the source of this 864-nucleotide messenger RNA. Lineage: Eukaryota; Metazoa; Arthropoda; Insecta; Lepidoptera; Nymphalidae. The record is from the annotation of a GenBank genome assembly.